Cryphonectria parasitica EP155 is the source of this 420-nucleotide messenger RNA. RefSeq lists its product as uncharacterized. Lineage: Eukaryota; Fungi; Ascomycota; Sordariomycetes; Diaporthales; Cryphonectriaceae. The transcript has a single exon. The record is from RefSeq and is a predicted model, not a curated record. The annotation marks the transcript as partial.
GCGGCUGCAGAGGUCGAGCAAGACGACGGGCAGGUGUCGAUCCAGGACGCGAAUCCCGCCCAGCAGGAACCCUUCAUUCCGAUCAAAGCUACCUUUUAUAGUGGCUCAGAGGGGCCAAAAGCAUGCCGCGGUGGUGUCAUCGCCGUUAUAAACAUGCAAAAACCAUCACUUCCAGGAGCACCAACCACCCCCCAAUGCUACAACUUCCCGAGUCUUCAAUCGUCAGGUUGUGCAACAUUCCUGGCCAACAAGGCUGACGGCUGUGAGGCGAGCGUCUAUGCAGAGACAAACUGCCGGUCAUACAUGAACACAAUGGCAUUCAUGCCUGAGAAUCGGCCGGUCGGUGGAAACUGGCGCAGCGUCAAGGUGCAGUGCGGGCUACCUGAGCCAGAUAUGUCGACAUUGGGAAAGCCGCCGAUG